This is a messenger RNA of Ylistrum balloti, 6656 nucleotides long. RefSeq names its product integrator complex subunit 6-A-like. Gene Ontology annotation, cellular component: integrator complex. Bases 90 to 2777 code for a protein of 895 amino acids. Gene Ontology annotation, biological process: snRNA 3'-end processing. The transcript has 19 exons. The record is from RefSeq and is a predicted model, not a curated record. NCBI's taxonomy places the organism in Eukaryota, Metazoa, Mollusca, Bivalvia, Pectinida, Pectinidae.
GCGGACGGUGUGAUGGCCGUACGACCGUUAAUACGAGUCGUUUGUCAACGAAAACUUCUCGAAUGAUUCCUUGUUAACCAUUCUUGAAAAUGACGAUAAUUCUCUUUCUAGUCGACACGAGUGCGUCGAUGAAUCAGCGUACAUAUUUGGGGACAUCUUUGAUUGACAUUUCGAAAGCUUCCGUAGAAUCUUUCAUGAAGAUCAGGUCCCGAGAUGCAAACAGCAGAUGGGAUAGAUACAUGCUGCUGACGUUAGAGGACCCGCCGUCAAAUAUAAAGGCGGGAUGGAAAGAAAGCCACGCAACAUUUAUCAAUGAACUCAAGAAUCUGACAGCUGUUGGUCUUUCAUCACUUGGUCCAUCUCUAAAACAUGCCUUCGAUCUACUGAACAUCAACCGCAUGCAAAGUGGUAUUGAUACAUAUGGUCAGGGACGCUGCCCAUUUUACCUGGAGCCAGCUGUCAUUAUUGUUAUAACAGAUGGUGGUAAACUGACCACCACAAAUGGUGUACAGCCAGAGCUCAAUCUUCCAAUGCUGUCAACAGUUCCUGGGUCAGAACUGACAAAGGAGCCGUUUAGAUGGGACCAGCGUAUUUUUGGUUUAGUGCUUAAGAUUCCAGGGAGUGUUCCAAUGGACAUGACUGGAAAUAUGUACAUCCCUUCAGCAGAAAACCACCCACUGGACGCAAUGUGUGAGGUGACUGGAGGACGGUCAUAUGCUGUGUACACCCAGAAGAUGUUGAAUGCGACACUCGACAGUUUAGUACAGAAAGUUCAGAGUGGUGUGGUCAUCAACUUUGAGAAGAUUGGACCUGAGCCUACACCAGUACUGAUGGAAGGAAAAAUGGAUAUUGUUGACAGCAAUGGAAAUUCUAAAGAGAACCAGGAUGUGAACAAGCCUAUACAGCAGGAAGUGGAAGAUGACAAGAAAGCAGUUCUACAACAAUUACAGCAACAAAUGCCCGGCAGUAGUCAAUGGCAGAACUGCAGGAAGCUUAUAUAUGUGCCAAGAUCAGCACAAAAGGGGUACUCUGUGGGUCAUUGGCCAAUUCCUGAGGCAUACUGGCCAGACAUUUCAAGUGCUACUCUGCCUCCACGGUCAGCCCAGCCUGUUGUCAAAUUCUGCUGUACUGAUUGUGAACCAAUGGUGAUUGAGAAUCUCCCAUUUGAUAAAUAUGAGCUAGAACCUUCACCGCUGACCCAGUUUAUCCUUGAGCGCAGGCUUCCUAACACUUGUUGGCAGGUUUUCAUCAGUAACAGUGCUAAAUAUAGCGAUACAGGACAUCCGUUUGGAUAUCUAAAGGCCAGCAGUGCUCUCUCCUGUGUUAACCUCUUCAUCAUGCCAUACAACUACCCUGUACUGCUGCCUCUCCUUGAUGAACUUUUUAAAGUACAUAAACUGAAGAUAUGUCCUAAAUGGCGACAGCAGUUUGAUGGGUACAUUAAGACGAUGCCACCAUAUUAUGCUGGGCCUUUGAGGCGAGCAUUGGCACGAAUGGGAGCUCCAAACCUGGUGCCUGAUACAAUGGACAAUAACCUUAGUUACACAGUCAUAACCUACUUGAAAAAACUAAAAAAUCAGGCCAAGGUGGAGAUGGACCGAUUGAUAGCCUCAGUUGGUCAGAAAGUCCCCCUCAAUGAUGGAAUCAAGGUUGACUCACGGACCAAGACAUCAAUUUUACAAAGAAAAGAUUUUAACCAGUUACUGCAAAAUGUUGGAGGAAAUAUUCAGAGCCUAAAACAGGAACUAACGGACUUCAAUACAUUCACAAUGGCUGUGGCUGAUCCUAGCAUUCUUCCUCAGUAUUACCGUAACCCAUAUGACAUUCCGCGUUCACGUUUACUUGACCAAAUUUCCCGUAUGAAAAUGAAUUUCUUACAGAAAUCAUACAGCAAUACGAAAUUGGUUGAUCAUGAUCAGAUGCAUAAUGUUCCUAUACAACAAAUGGGUAAUUAUCAAGAUUACCUGAAGAAACAGCCACCAUUACUUCGGGAGCUGGAAAACCAGCCGUCACGGGUGCACAUGUUUGGAAAUCCAUUUAAAGUCAAGAAUUUCAAUAUGGUAGAUGAGGCAGAUGAAGCCAAUUUUGGUCAGCAGCCAGUGAAAAAACGACAUCAUGAGAGUCCAUCAGUUUCCCCAGGACCAAAGCGCCGGAAAGCAGGUCCCUUACCUAGAGAUAUCAAGUACCGUCGACCAAGUUCUCCCUCCCCUGGAUCUACACCCCCUGCUUCUCCUGCUCCCCAAUCCCCAGAUACAGAUAGUUCCAUGUCAGAUACAGAGACUAUGGAGACGGAAUCUGUUACCUCCGAUGAUGGAAAUAUGUCAGAGGACGAAUCUCCGCUAGUGAUAGCCGAUAUUGAACAAGACAAAGUGACUAAUCAUGUAAUUGAAAACAGUGUGAAUCAUUUAAAUUCUCCUAGUGCUCUAAAAAACAAUGUGUCAGAAGUGGAGAAUGUACGUGAUCGUACUCAUGGACAUGAAAUUAGCAGCAAGAAGGAGGCGAAUAUGUGGUCUCACAAUACCAGAUUACGGCACACGUUAUUUAAAGAAAUGAAACGCCCGGGACGCAAUUACGAUGCUUUAUUCAAUCAUCUAAACACAGUGCAAGGGAGUGUGGACAUGAAAAGUGCAUUUGUCCGUGAUGUGAUACGUGAGGCGGGACGUUUUAAGAAAAAGGUGCUUAUUCAGAUGUUAGAGCAGUACUGUAAAUCUUUAAUCCAAUCAGAAAGCCGUAAGCGGGCUCCCAUAUCAACUGGACAAUGGAAUUCUGGCAGAUGAUAUUAAAUGUGAAAGGGGAACAAAUUCGUAACCUCCAAAUGGCUGCUCACCAAAACCUCUCGACAGCUAGUGAUACAAAACCCUGUCAUCUUGCAACAAUGUUUAGAGAUGUUCCAAAGCUAUUCUGGUAUAAAUUUGAUUCUACCCAAGGAUUCCAGACUAAAUUCAUGGUGGAGUUUCCAGUCUAUUUAUUACUUGUAUGUAUAUUAUUUCCUAAAGGAAACCUGGAGUAUUUGGAUGAGGAAGACAUUUUAUUGGAAUAGUUUAAAUAAGGAAAAAGGUAAUUUCAUUGAAUUUUCUAGAACAUCUGCUGAAUAACUAAGAAUCUCUAUGACCAGGGAGGUAGAUAGGGUUUGCUGCAUUCAGGAGAGUAUUACCAUUUCCAGCACUCCUUCGAGAACCUUACAUUGAAUUUGGAAUUAAUUUUGUUGACACCCGCUGAAGAUCCUGAAAAUAUAGCGUUUUGUGAUAUCAACCCACCGGAUAUUCAUUUUGAGAGAAAGAUUCCCCAAAGGACAAAGUUAACUAAAAUUGAUCAAAGAUAUGUCGUCCCCACAAGGUCGGCCUUGCGUCUGUGAUAUUUUCUUCAUGUUCAUUUUUCCCAAUUCAUUUCACUGCACUUUAUGUAUUGUUUUCCAUGUCACUGUUGAUGGUUGAGUAAUCCAUUUCACUGUAGACUGCAAUGUCAUCCAUUUCACUGAAAACUGCAGUGUCCACCAUUAUACUAUAGAAUGCAGUUUCCACCAUUAUACUGUAGUCGGCAGUGUUACACAAAUCACUGUAGACUGCAGUGUCAUGUAUUUCACUGUAGACUGCAGUGUCAUGUAUUUCACUGUAGACUGCAGUGUCAUUUAUUACACUGUAGACUGCAGUGUCAUUUAUUUCACUGUAGACUUCAGUGUCAUUUAUUACACUGUAGACUUCAGUGUCAUUUAUUUCACCGCAGAUUGCAGUGUCAUUUUUCUCACUGUAGACUGCAGUGUCAUUUAUUUCACCGUAGACUUCAGUGUCAUUUAUUUCACUGUAGACUGCAGUGUCAUUUAUUUCACCGUAGACUUCAGUGUCAUUUAUCUCACUGUAGACUGCAGUGUCAUUUAUUUCACUGUAGACUGCGAUGUCAUUUAUUUCACUGUAGACUUCGGUGUUAUUCAUGUCACUGUAGACUGCAGUGUCAUGUAUUUCACUGUAUACUUCGUUGUCAUUCAUGUCACAGUGGACUCCAGUGUCAUUUCACAGUAGACUAUGUAUGGUGUCAUUCAUUUCUCUGUGGACAGCAGUGUCCUUCAAACAUCAAGAAUAUCAAACCAAGCUGUUGUAUUCAUUUCUGUACAACAUCCCAAUGAAACCCAUUUAAUAAUGAUUUAGCAAAAAGAAAUUUUGGAUUACAAAUGAUUUGUGUUACAUGAUUAUAAAUUAUGAUUUGAACCAGUUAUUGGUGAGGAUUAGAACAUGAUGUAGGUUCAAUAGCAUACAUAUCUGAUUGGUAUUUAGCAUUCCAUUUAUCUAUAGUAAUUCUGAUAACAUUUUCAAUAGCUGGGUUUCAUUGCUAUGGAAAUUGAUAGUGUAUAGAUGUUAUGAUAACAGGUUAUCCAUUUAUUCAGUAUUUAGUAAAGACAAAAUUAAAUUCAAAUAACUUUUUGUUUAAACUUUUAUCCAGUGUUUUUGUUACUGAUUGCAACAUUUAUGGUUUCUCCCGUUUGUACUCCAGCUUGUUUACAACUCAUUUUUUUAAGGAUUUGUUAUUUCUUUAUUUCUAACCACAAUUGGAUAUUUGAUACAUAUAUAAAAUUUAAUUGAUUCCAUUAAUAUAAUGAAUAAAAGUAUUUUGUGGGUGUAAACUUUGUGACUAAGGUAUUGAGUGAACAAAAUAGUUCUGAAGAGAGAGUCAUGCAUUCAGUUUUUUUUUCUCAGAGUCUGAAUGAAAAAAAAUGUUAUUAUAAAUAAUAGGUUAAAAGUUUUAAUUAUAUGGUGUAGUCAAGAGAAUUGAAUGAAUCAGAGCAGUUUUAGCGGGUAAAAGGAAUAUCGUGCUUACUGCCAUGUGUCUUGUUCAAACUGAUCCUCACCAAUAACUCUCACAUCAACCAUUAAUUCUGAAGUGUCCAAAGUAUAAAUGAAUGCAAGUUGUUGAUGUGGAUGUUUAAGCUUGGAUGUUUAUUCUUGUUGAAAUGUAGAUGUUCAAAUGAGAUUAGAUGUAUAAAAUAAAAUGGUGUAUGCAUUUUACAUGAGACUCCUCAGAACAAUUUUUGUCGAGAAAAUUGUCAAAAUAAAAUCCCUAGGCCUGACACUUAUAUUUUUGCAUUCAUGUUUUAGCAUGGUAAUUUUAUUUGAAAUUCCUGGAUUAUGCUGCAAAAUAUCACACUACAUAUUAUUUACAAUAUACAUAUUACAAAAAAUAGUGCUAAAUCAUUGUCAGAUUUUUGGAAAUUAUAAUGAAAAUAUUUGAGUUGGAUUUAAUAGUAUUUCUGUUCUGAUAUCAGUAAAAUGUUUGUGAUUCCCUACCAUUGUAUGGCUGUUAUAAAGUGUAACUUGUUACAUGGCGGUGCAGUUACACAGUGCUGAAAAUAAACCUCAUGUUCAGAGAAAUAAAAUGUUUUAUAACUUUACAAUACAUGUUGUACUCUUAUUGAUAAUGUACAUGUUUAAAUAACUACAACAAAGAUAGAAACUAAAUUCAGAUACCUAGAGUAUAUGAUAAUGAUAAUACAUAGGAUAUUGGGUAUUUUGAUGUGAUGGACAAGUUGUAGAGCAAUAACUGCCGGUUAACUUUUCGUCAAGGAACAUUUGGGAUAUCCUUACAUUUAAGUAUAUCAUAUUUUGUCAGAAAUGUUAGCAACUUGCCACAAGUUGUAACUUCUAUAAUAAAACUUUCCCUAUAUCAGAACAAGGAAUCUGAUAUACUAGUAAUUAACAUGUUCCUGCCCUAUACAAAACCUUCAUUGUUUAUAGAGGGUCUGUCAGAUUUAGAGUUAAAUCAAAGAUAAUUUUGGAAGGCAGAAGAAAUAGUAUUCUUCAAAACCUUCGUGUGAAAAUGCUCCAAAGUAUUAGGGACUUUCAGAUACGCUUAAGUGACACACUUUACCGUUUCCUUUUACCGAACUCACAGGGGUUAAAACUACUUUUUUAUCAAGGUCACAGAGGUCAAAACUAACUGCUUCUUCGGUCUGUUUUUGUCUAGUGACAUGCUGGCAUGACCUGGACACUUUGUCACCCGCUCAGGCCUUCUGACUAACAUCGAUGGGCACGAUGUUAAGCUAGUGGGAUUAAAUUAAUAGACUUACAAAGUCACACACCAGUGCCAUCAAGAUUGUUCUAAAUGAGUGACCUUGACCGACAUGAAAGUCACGGCAUUUGUUAAGGUCAUAGAAAUUUUAUUUUUUAAAACAUUUUCUUCUUAAUAAAUCCCUGAACAAACUUCAAACCGAGCCUUCUCUUCUACCUACACAAUGUACUAUGCGAGCUGUACAGCCCAUAAUACGUUUGUUAGAAAGAACCACUUUUUAUCACUGAAAAAGUGUACAAAUAAAACUACUGGUACCGACCUAGUAGAAAUCGCUGACAAUAAUUAGGAUUCAAUUGCUACAAUUACUGCUGCUUUCUCAAGUCUUUUACAUUUCCGAAGCGAACAAGUCAUUGUGAAAAAGGCGAACACAUUGCCUUCAGUGACCUCGCGCUGCUGACUAGAAAAGCAUGAACGUUCUUAACGUAACAACGCCAUCUAUUAAACAAUAGGCCAAUAUUGAUGUGCCUCUGUGAUAAAUUGCAUCGCCGAGAGAAUGUCACCAUUAUCAUAUUCAUAUUUUUUUGUCGCUCACAUUGUUUACAUUUGUAUUGUUUACAAAUCGACAAUUUUUCAUGUAUUAAAUUUGACUAAAAACUUAA